AUGUCCGCAUACCAAGAAGAGGCUCUUCAACAUAUCUGGUACGCUCUCAGGAGGUGACAACUCAUUUCUUGAUGGAUCGUCCUCUUUCCGACGAUGACUUCUUUGUCGAUCAAUUAGAGAUGGUUUACUCGAUGGAUUUGUGAUCCUUUAAUCAUGAAUUGUUCAACAAUUUUAGUAAUAAUGCUCUACGAAUCACGUUGACAAGAUUUUUGCCGUUGAUUUAGCGAUUCUAGUUGCUUAAUCCUUCAUUGACAUUUUAGGAAAGUCACGAUAAUUAGAUAAAAAAAUAUGAGUUUUGGCUCUAGGAGGAUUAAAACCCACGCCAAUUUCCCACCCUUUCUGGGGAAGGUGACACGAGUUUAGUCCCACAUCAGUUGUGUGCCAAAACCAUUUUUGGAUGCUGACUUUGUAGCUUCAAAUGGAGGUCGAUCAUGGUCCACCCCGGAUUGAAGAAAACAAGCACCCUGCUACCAUGGUAAAUGUAGCUGUUGAUGCAUCUUGCUCAGCCUUAGGGACUGAGGAGGCCUCCCAGCCUACCCAAGCAGAUUAAAGAUGUUUUAGCCAUCCCCGGAUCCAUCUAAGCAUAACUCGUCUUAGUCAUCCCUGUCCCUUUGUUUCAAAUCUCUCCCCUUGUUCUAUUGAAGUGUUUCGAUAAGUAACCUUUAGGUGUCUGAAGUCUUGGGAGGUCUCUUCGUUCGAGGCACGCGGCUAGCUUUGUUAAACGUAUUCCAGUCUCAUGGGCUGUUCGCGUCUCUCGAGUCUCAGUUGUCAGAGAUGCGGUUCCAAAGUCGCUACUAAGCUAUUUCUUCGGAAAGCUCCUACUAAGAUGGGAAAUUCCCCGAUAGCCCCUUUACGCCCAGUCAUUCCGAAGAACACUUGCCCCCCCCGUCUUACCACGGCUGCUGGCACGGAGUUAGCCAGGGCUUCUUCCUCGAGUCCUAG
Molecule: messenger RNA, 942 nt
Organism: Spirodela intermedia
Lineage: Eukaryota; Viridiplantae; Streptophyta; Magnoliopsida; Alismatales; Araceae
Source: the annotation of a GenBank genome assembly